GAAACCCGGAACAAAAGAAAAAUAACAAAAACACGUGUUUGUUUUUUGGGGUUUUCUUGUUUAUUAAAGUCUCAUUUCAAAGCGAAAACAUACGUAACCGGUAGAGCAUCAACAGCUGUGUGCAUGACGUCAUGCCGAGCAGCAUUCCUGAGGUUGGGAGAGGUUGUGGUCGGCAUGGCAACCUGCCAGGUGCGUCACAGGUAGGUGUGGCUCUGGUUUGACAGCAGAUCAACAACCAGAAGACUUCCUGGUCUGAUAUUCCUCUCUGGACGCUUCUGCAGCAGAGAACACUUUCUUUGCAGAGCAAUAACUUCCUUGACAGUGUAACCUGUUAAAAAAGGCAUGAUGGUGAACUGCUGUGGUCUGCUCAAUGCCAAUAAGGAACCAGUUCCUCUGAAGAGCGUGGAGGUGGAGCUGGAGGUGAAGGACCAUGUGGCUACUGUGGUCUCCACUCUGAACUAUGAGAACAAGGAGGACAAACCACUAGAGGCAGUUUUUGUCUUCCCUCUGCCUGGAGAUGCUGCCGUCUGUCACUUCAGUGCGAAGAUUGGACAGACGCAGAUUGUAGCUGAGGUGAAGGAGAAACAAAAGGCUCGUGAGGAGUAUGACGAUGCUUUGAGCUCCGGUCAGCAGGCCUUCCUGUUGGAGGAGAGUGAGCAGAGUCCAGACAUCUUCUCUCUGAGUGUGGGCAGUCUGCCUCCAGGAGAGAGCGCCUCCAUCAGGCUGGAGUACGUCACUGAGCUGGCUGUGCAGGCUGAUGAAGGGCUGAGGUUUUGUCUGCCUGCUGUGCUCAACCCUCGCUACCAACCUCAAGGGAGUGAAGGUAGUGGAGGUGGCAACGUUCAGGUGACCUCUGUUCCAGCCUCUCUGGUGCCCUACAGUCUGUCUUUCUCUGCCCGAGUGUCCGCUCCUCGUCCAGUCUCUAAAGUAGAGUCCAAAUGUCCCCUGGACCCUCUCCAGUACCUCAACACAGAGCAAACCCAGGCCACGGUCAAGUUGGCUGCAGGACACAAGUUUGACAGAGAUGUUGAACUGCUGAUUUAUUACAAAGAUGCCCACCAGCCCACUGCUGUGGUGGAGGCAGGACAGGCCUCUGCCAAGCCUGGCACUCUGAUGGGUGAUCCAGUAGUGAUGCUGAGCAUAUACCCUGAGUUCUCCAAGGCUGUGAUGUCUUCAGUCGCCUCAUGUGGAGAGUUUGUGUUCUUAUUGGAUCGAUCUGGCAGUAUGCACGGGCCACGUAUCAAGAGUGCCAGGGAUACUCUGCUGCUCCUGUUGAAGAGCUUACCGAUGGGCUGCUAUUUCAACAUCUACAGUUUCGGGUCCGGCUUUCAACACAUCUUCCCUAAGAGUGUGGAGUACGGCCAGAAGACCAUGGAGGAAGCUCUGAUAAAAGUUGAGGAGAUGGAGGCUAAUCUGGGAGGAACAGAGAUCCUUCAGCCCCUCAAAGGCAUUUACAGCCAGCCCUGCAUUCCCAAUCAACCUAGACAACUAUUUGUCUUUACUGACGGAGAGGUGGGGAACACCAAAGACGUUAUAAAUCUGGUGAAGACGAAUUCAGGUUCCCACAGGUGUUUCUCUUUUGGGAUUGGGGAAGGGGCCAGCUCUGCUCUUAUCAACGGGUUGGCCAAGGAAGGAGGAGGUCACGCUCAGUUCAUCACAGGGACUGACAGGAUGCAACCCAAAGUGAUGCAGUCGCUGCGUUUUGCUCUGCAACCAGCUGUGGUGGACAUCUCAGUCACCUGGGAUUUGCCAAAAGGAGUUUCUGUCACUGCUCUCUCUCCACCAAUCACAGCACUUUUCCAGGGUCAAAGGUCACUGAUUUACGCCCAGCUCACUGGAAAGAGCUCAGACGCAGCAGAGGGCUGUGUGACGGUGAAGUACAGCCUGGCAGGUCAUCCCUCUCAGAACCAGCUCCACUUCAAUCUCAAACCUGCAGAGGACACUGGAUUAACAGUCCACAGGUUGGCUGCUCGGACUCUGAUUCGCUCCCUGGAGAUGGAGGAGAGAGAGAGCAGAGGAGAACCAGAGAAAGGAGUGAAGAAGAAGGUGGUGGAGCUCAGUGUCCAAUCAGGAGUGAGCAGUGCCUUCACUGCCUUCAUUGCCGUCAACAAAGGCAACGGCGAGCCGAUUCAAGGACCUCUGGUGCGCAGAAAUAUUCCAACAGCAAUGUUCAUGGCCUGUAGUAUGCCGCAGCAUGUAUAUAGGUCCUCUUCUUUUCAGCCGCAGUUUGAUAUGAUGGCCUGUGGUCCUGUGAUGCAUUCAAAUCGCAGAGCCAAGAGUUGCAAGCCAAAGUUAUUCUCUAAGAUAAAGAAGAAACUUGCUGGUCCCAACACGCCUCCAGUGCCACAGGGUAUGUGUUCUUCCAGUUGGGAUGAUGAAUCUGAGGACAUGUGUUUGGAUACUAAUGGGUUGGAUGCCUAUUCAUUUGACGUGAUGCGUAACAUGUUCCUUGUCCAUGCCGUCACCCAGAGUCCAGCCACCCAGAGACCCUUUGCUGCAGCUGGUCUCCCUCCAGAAGGCGUCUGGCUGCUGGGUGCUAGAUCCAGCUCUGGCUGCUGCACUGGGAAAGACCAGCGAGGAGGUGGAGAAACCCAAGCCUGCAUCGGUGAACCAGGAAGUGUGGGCCACCGUUCUGGCUCUGAUCUGGCUUCAUGGUUUCAAGAUGGAUGCUCAGGAAGAGUGGGAGCUUCUGGCUAUGAAGGCUGUGUCAUGGCUCCGUGCUCAGAACGCAGCAGGUGUGACCGAGUGUGUGGAAGCUGGAAAUACUCUGCUGGGUUGCAGCGUGAAGAAAGACGUCCUGGGAGUCUGAAGUUUUUAUUAAAGUGGCUUCUCUUCAGGAUUGGUACACAGAAGUAGAUUCACUCUCCAUCCUACAACCUUUAUUAACAGUGCCUUGUUUCUUAAUUCUUGCACUAUUCACAUUUAAUUGUGCAGCUGUUUGUUUAGGCCCUUUAAAAUGCAUUGAUUUGACAAAUACUUGGCACUAUUUUAUGUUUUAAAAAAGAAGUUUGCAAUUUGCAUUUACAUCCAUCCAUGUUCAGGAAUGUAACAAAGAGUUGUUGUUGUUGUUUGCUUUAAAGCUUAAUUUCAGGUUGUAUUUGAAUCUGUUUUACUUUAAUAAAUAAAACCUAUAAUUCUGAUAAAAGA
Molecule: messenger RNA, 3147 nt
Organism: Sebastes umbrosus (honeycomb rockfish)
Lineage: Eukaryota; Metazoa; Chordata; Actinopteri; Perciformes; Sebastidae
Product: von Willebrand factor A domain-containing protein 5A-like
Exons: 19
Coding region: 343-2856 (837 amino acids)
Source: RefSeq, a predicted model, not a curated record